Molecule: messenger RNA, 1531 nt
Organism: Selaginella moellendorffii
Lineage: Eukaryota; Viridiplantae; Streptophyta; Lycopodiopsida; Selaginellales; Selaginellaceae
Product: actin-fragmin kinase
Exons: 16
Coding region: 13-1458 (481 amino acids)
Molecular function (GO): protein binding
Source: RefSeq, a predicted model, not a curated record
GGGCUUGGAUCUAUGAAGUGGGUGCGAUCGGCCGAGGGCGACUUCAAGGGCGCGGCGCCAUCGCCUCGCAGCGGUCACACCGCGACUCGCAUCCGCAAGACUCACGUCGUCGUCUUUGGAGGGCUCGUGGACAAGAAGUUUUUGCAGGAUUUGACUGUUCUAGACACUGAGAACAAUGUGUGGUUUCAGCCCGAGUGCUCUGGAAGUGGCAGCGAUGGAGUGGCGGGGCCUUGCCCUCGAGCCUUUCACGUUGCCAUUGCCAUGGACUGUAACUUGUUUGUCUUUGGAGGUCGAUGUGGUCGCAAGAGACUUGGAGAUUUUUGGGUUCUAGACACUGAUACAUGGCAGUGGUCCGAGCUCACUGGUUUUGGCGAACUUCCCUGCGCUCGGGACUUUGCCGCCGGGGCGUCUGUGGGGAAUGGAAAGAUUGUCAUAUAUGGCGGAUGGGAUGGCUCGAAAUGGCUCUCAGAUGUUUUUGUGCUCGACACCAUGUCUCUGGAAUGGAGGCAGCUACCAGUAGUCGGUCCUUCACCUCCUCCUAGAUGUGGUCACACGGCUACGAUGGUCGAGAAACGGCUGCUCGUUUUCGGUGGAAGAGGUGGUGGAGGCCCUGUUCUUGGUGACCUCUGGGCCCUGAAAGGGCUGUUUGACGAAGAGAGAGAGCCCGCGGCGUGGACUCUUCUCAAGCUUCCGGGCUCGGCUCCAGCUCCUCGCUGUGGACACACGACGACAAGUGGAGGGCCGCAGUUAUUGGUUUUUGGAGGUCAUGGGACAGCUGGGUGGCUAACCCGUUAUGAUAUCUACCAUAACGAUUGUAUCGUUCUUGACCGAGCCUCUGUUCAAUGGAAGCGUCUCUCCGUGACCAAUGAACCGCCUCCGGCUCGGGCAUACCACUCGUUAACGCAGAUCGGCUCCCGCUUCCUCCUCUUCGGUGGCUUUGACGGGAAAUCGACGUUUGGAGAUACUUGGUGGCUUGUGCUUGAAGAUGAUCCCAUUUCCAGCCGUGUCUCGUCGCCCUUGGUUGCUACUUUGCCAGAUGUAGGCAGCGACAAUAACGCUAGAGACGAGGAACAACUGGUAUCGCCAUUCAACAUACUGAGAAGUCGCAUAGGCCUUCCUCCUGCAAAACCAGCCGUGCAUGAAUCCAUCAAGACUGAAGGUGCUUUGAAUGACUUGGCCCAAGCCAUAGAUCCUCAUGGCCGAAGCACGCUAGAGUCCUUGCGCGAGCACUGGAGAAAAUGUGACGCCCGUUCGAUUCGUUUCAAAGAGCUGGAUAUCCUCUUGAGAGAUUACCAAUGGUUGAUUGCCACCGAGGAAAAGGAAGGGAAAAGAUCGGGAGGUGUAGAAAAAAUCAAGGUGCACCGCUUUUAUCAUCUCCAAACAUCAAACCAGGUGAGAAUUGACGACAUUGGCCCGCUCUUGAUGGAGUACAAGCAGCUCCUUGACACCCGUGUUUGAAGGUGUAAGGAAAAGAAAAAAAAGAACUCUUUUUUUUAUAUCGAGCUACUUAACACACGCUUAUUUCUUUGUA